Molecule: messenger RNA, 1340 nt
Organism: Emys orbicularis (European pond turtle)
Lineage: Eukaryota; Metazoa; Chordata; Testudines; Emydidae
Gene: POP4
Product: POP4 homolog, ribonuclease P/MRP subunit
Exons: 7
Coding region: 369-1031 (220 amino acids)
Biological process (GO): tRNA 5'-leader removal; rRNA processing
Cellular component (GO): ribonuclease MRP complex; ribonuclease P complex
Molecular function (GO): ribonuclease P RNA binding
Source: RefSeq, a predicted model, not a curated record
GCGCCCUUCUCCGAAAGCCGGUUCAGCGCAGAUCAACGCGUAUGCGCCCUCCUGCAGUGACCGCCGGCUCCUAGGUUGCAGCGCGUGAGCUCCAUGUGGGUGGAGAUAGGUCGAGAUACACGAGCGCAUGCGCUUGGCUUGUGUUGGCCGAAGGGACAAAGCCCCCAGCAAGGCUGUUGCGCUGCAGGGUGCGAACUCCUCGCGGCUGUUUGUGCGCGCGCACCAGGUGGUGCGGCCCCUCCCCCCAGCUGCUACGCAUGCGCGUUCCUUUCGGAGACGGGCUUUGACGCGCGUCGGGCCGCCCCCGGGUUAAGUCGCAGCGUCUUGACUUCAUCGGUGGGAACCGGAAGCGCUGCCUAGUUACCAAGAUGGAGAGUGUGAUUUACAGUAAGCUACCACCGCAGGCUGCAAAGCUAUUGGAUCUCCAGCCUCAAGGAUCAAAAGAGGCCGAAGCUUUUGUAAAUGCCUUUCUGAAGCGUAGUAUGCCACGACUGAAAGAUGAAGCCAUCCAGGAUAAGCUAACCCGAAAAGCUGUAGUUCUUGAGCAUUGUGCUAAAAGAAGGAAAAAGGAAAAAAGGAAGAAAACUAAAGGGUUUUCUGCCAAGCAGAGGAGAGAAAUGCGGCUCUUUGAAGUUAAACCAGAACAGCAAAAAUAUGAGUUGUUUCAACCAUUACAUGAACUCUGGAAACAAUACAUCAGGGAUCUGUGUAACGGACUCAGACCAGAUGCACAACCACAGAUGAUUCAGGCCAAAUUGCUAAAAGCUGAUCUCCAUGGAGCUAUUGUUACAGUAACUAAAUCAAAAUGUCCCUCUUAUGUUGGGAUCACAGGAAUUAUUCUACAGGAAAUGAAGCAUAUUUUCAAAAUUAUCACUAAAGAAGAUAAAUUAAAAGUUAUUCCCAAGCUUAACAAUGUAUUUAGCCUUGAGGUUGAUGGCUUUAUUUCCCACAUCUAUGGUAGCAAGUUCCAGCUUAGAGCAAGUGAGCGUUCUGCAAAGAAGUUCAAAGCAAAAGGAACUAUUGACUUGUGAUUUUAAGGAAAUUCAAAGAUAUUGGGGCUUCGUUCAUAAACUGAAAAUCAAGUUAAAAAACAAGAACAUAUGGAAUUCUACAUCUUCUAAAGUACUUCUUUAUACAGAAGUAUGAGUUACAAGAAACAUUUAAGUUGCAUCUGUUUUAUGUACUAGGUGGUCUCCCAAAAUCCUCAAAUUGCAGCAAUAUGUCAAUAUUUCAUUUAUUGAAAAUAGUGUAUAACUACAUAUAUUUUUUUAAUAGUAAACUAAUAUUUGUGGUGAUUCACAUCACUUUGUUUGUCAAAAUAAAAUCCUUUUCCCAAUUAU